CAGCUGCAUAAUCAUAGCUAGUUCACCAUCUUAUGCCAAUGGCACGUCCACGCGCCCAUUCAGGUGCCGAGGCCUCCAAAGAGCCUCAUUCAGUCUCCUUAAAAGUUUUGCGCCUAUCGCGGCCUUCUCUGUCCUACCAGUACCCCCUUCCGGAAGCAAACACGAAGAUCUCCAACAAAGCAUCUUUGAGUUAUCCUUCCGAUAGUGUGGACAAACAGUUUAUUCUCGCCCCUAAUCUUACAUUACCUCCUGCAUUUGGGUCUGCUUAUGUUGGAGAAACAUUUGCUUGCACUCUUAGUGCGAACAAUGAGCUCGCAGAAGAUGAGACCUCGCGCGUUGUCACAUCAGUCCGUAUCGUGGCGGAGAUGCAAACUCCAUCCCAAGUAGCAUCUCUGGAGCUAGAGCCAGCAGAUGACACACCCGCGAGAGAUGGCCUACAAAAAGGGCAAUCAUUACAGAAGAUCGUACGAUUUGAUCUCAAGGAAGAAGGGAAUCAUAUCUUGGCGGUCAGUGUCAGCUACACGGAAACGCUGAUUGGAUCAGACUCGCAAGCGGCCAGUGGGCGAGUGAGAACUUUUCGCAAACUUUAUCAGUUUGUUGCACAGCCUUGUCUUAGUGUUCGGACAAAAUCAUCCGAAUUAGCCCCAUUAGAGGUCGAAAACAAGUCCCUAGGGCCUUAUGGAAAGACUCGGCUGCUCCGAUUUGCCCUCGAAGCGCAGUUAGAGAAUGUGGGUGAUGGAGCCGUGGUGGUGAAGCAAACAAAACUGAAUCCUAAACCUCCGUUCAAGGCAACCUCCUUGAACUGGGAUCUUGAGAGGCCGGAUCAGUGCGAUUCACAACCACCGACAUUAAACCCACGUGACGUCCUCCAGGUUGCGUUCCUCGUUGAGCAAGAAGAAGGACAGCAGGAAGGGCUAGAUGCCCUACAGAAAGAUCUAAAACAUGACGGACGGGCAGUUCUAGGGCAAUUGUCCAUCGAGUGGAGGGGAACUAUGGGGGAUAAAGGGUUCUUGACGACUGGAAACUUAUUGACGCGAAGACGGUCAUAAUAUUUACGAAGCUUAAUCUGGUUAUCCUUCGGUGUAACCCCCACGCGCAUUCUAGGGAAUCGUCAAUCUUCAGGAAAGUUUGCUCGAAACAUGGGUAGAUGACCAAUUAGCGAGAUAAGCUUUGGAUUGUUCCAGGGCGAAUAGCCAAGCUCCAGAUGUGCCACAGAUGCAACCGAUCUACGGAGUAGGCGCAGCCACAUUUGAAUUCCUUUGCGGUAGUUAAGUUACACGCACGAACAGGAGGCUGGAACUAGUUGGCUUAGUCGUGAGCAGCCAAAAGUACGGCGCAGUUUGAUGGCAAGGGAAAUCGCCAGCUUUGUCCAAAUUUAGAUAUCCGAUGCGUGUACCUACUCUGUACUUAUCUCUGAUAUGAUGGGAUGGAUUGUCGAGGCCCUGUGACGUGGGGUUGACUAAGCCUUGCUAGAACUUUGGACGAUGGGAAAGUUAGGUAUCUGACGAUAAACUCAGACAACGUCUAGAAGCCGAGAGACAACCACCUUUGCAGACGCUCAUUGGUCUCUUUUUGACCGCAACAUCCAUCAUGAAACCGGUAUUUUGUCUCUGUCAGCAGUCUAGAACCCCUUGCCGGAUAUUU
Molecule: messenger RNA, 1644 nt
Organism: Aspergillus pseudonomiae
Lineage: Eukaryota; Fungi; Ascomycota; Eurotiomycetes; Eurotiales; Aspergillaceae
Product: trafficking protein particle complex subunit 13
Exons: 5
Coding region: 33-1049 (338 amino acids)
Cellular component (GO): TRAPPIII protein complex
Source: RefSeq, a predicted model, not a curated record